UAUAUAAGUACAGCUCAUUAUUUCAUUCUGUCUUUAUCAAUACAUGGCGCCCAUACAUAUCGAACUGCCGGGUAGGUUGAAGAGAGAGAUUUCGACAAAAAAUAAUAAUAAUAAGACUUCACGCAAGCUUUUGUAAUUUGGAGAUAGAACUCUCCCGCUUGCUGUUCUCUUCCUAGUUUAAAAGUAAAUUAAGGGAAAGAGAAUUUACCGAUAUAGUACUAGUACAAGCUAAGCCAAAAUACCUCAACAGAUCAAUGAGUUGUGUACCCGCUGCUCACGUAGUUACAGUCACAAUGUAAACAAAUAGCAAUAUCUUUUUGUCACUACUUGAAUAGCUUAAUGUAUGCAUUUGAUCGUUCUGUCUCAUAAAGUCUUAUAGAAAAAGCUAAAGCAUCUAUUCAUGAUCUGGUACAAUUUAUCAGUAUGUUUAUCAGACAAAAGAAGCGAUGUCGUACUUUACAACCAGGAAGAUAUACUCGGUAUUUAUAUACUAUAUAUAAGUACAGCUCAAUAUUUCAUUCCGUGUUAGUCAAUAUAUGGCGCCCAUAUAUACAUAUCGAACUGUCAGGUGAGUUGAAGAGAGAGAUUUCGACAAAGAUAAUUAUUAUAAGACUUCACGCUAGCUCUUUCCUGGUUAACAAGGGACAGUCAGCAGUUGGAAUCCUAUGUAAGUUCGUGAUAAACACAUUUAACAAAAUACAUGUUUUAGGGAACUGUCCAUUUCGAUACGAAGACAUGGCUUGUAUAGGGUAUGUUAUUUAUAUUGAUGUUUACUUGUAAUACUGUAGGAUGUUUUCACAGAGAUAUCACAGAGAGACGAGGUAGCUUUAUAUACCUUCCACGAAUCCUAUUAUGAAAGUGUGUCGUUCCCUUCCCGGUGCAGUUAAUAAACAUGAAUAUUAUAUAUAUAUACCAUCGUUAUAUCUGAUUCGAUAUUAAUUAUGCAGCAUAAAAUAUUCGUUGAACGAAUAGUGUAGCAAGAACUGCAAGCCUUCCGUGCAUCGUUUUAUACGUAGACUGCUAUAAAUAAAACAUGUAUACUUAAAGUAAUACAUCAACGUGUUUUUAAAAGGUGUCACUGAUGGUAUCGUAGUACAUUCAUAUAUUGAAAAGAUCAUGUGUUGUUAACAAUAUUUUUUUGCUCCCCCACAGAUUUGUUCAUAGAAGGUACACAAUCAUAUGGCGGAAAGGAAGUAUUUAAAGGGUGGCUACCUAGCCAGCGGUGGACAAAUAGAAAACGAACAGGGUUUGGCCAAUUUUAUGAAAUCAUCAGAUGAUCUUGGUGAUGAUUACAGUGAAUCGGGAGAUAUAAGGAUAAUUGAUGACGAAGAAGAGUUUGAAAACUUUUUGAAUGAAUCAUUUGUUAGAAGACCACCUGAAACCUUUUCGAAGGAAGCUGUUUUAAGAAGUUUACCAAUAAGACCCAAUAUAGCAAAGGCAUAUCCCAGCAGCAGCCGCAAAUUGACAGUCAGUGGCGCGUAUUUUAAUGACUUCAGACCUUUACGGAGAGGUGUUCAAGUUAGAGAUUCAAGCAAUAAUGUUCAUGAUACCACAAGCAGGCGGACUGUUCGUCCUCAGACAUCAAGAUACUGUUUAAAAUGGUUCGAGGAUAAUUCAGAAGAAAGAUGUCAAGGGGGAAAGGGACCAACCACUAGGACAAGAAUGGAGAAGACAAGGUAUGAUAAUGUGCUGAAAAACAACAUGUCAUAUCCCAGCAGCGGCCGCCAAUUGUUAAUCAGUGGCUCGUAUGUUAAUGACUGCACACCUUUACGGAGAGGUGUUCAAGUUAGAGAUUCAAGCAAUAAUGUUCAUGAUACCACAAGCAGGCGGACUGUUCGUCCUCAGACAUCAAUAGCCUGCUUAAAAUGGCUCGAAGAUCAACAAGAAGAAAAAUUUCAAGGGGGAAAGGGACCAACCACUAGGACUACAAUGGAGAAGACAAGGUAUGAUAAUGAGCUGGAAAACACCAUGGCCAUACCUGCUCUGGUCCCGGAUCAUACGUCAGAGGUGGGCAACUUCAAAACAAGUGAAAACGACAAACUGGAAGCAAUUGAAAGCUUACCUCGUGUAAAACGGCGUCACAAAAAACACAAAAGACCCAUUAAGGUACCACAAGGGAAAGCAUUGAUGCUCAAACCAUUGCACGAUGAAAUUAAUUCAGAAUCAGACAGAAAACUUGACUUGGUGAAAGGAUCAAUCCGUCAAUGGCUACCACCCCUACUGCCAAAAAGUCCCGGAAAUGACACAAAAGGAAGAGUGGAAUUUUGGAGGUUCCAUCACACACAUCCGAUUUGUGCGGUUGGUAAGGAAAGCUCCAUGGAAGAGGUAACGCGAGCUUUGAAAACAAAACUAAUGUGGGGUGGCGAUGUCACCCUCUACAGGGGAGCCAAUCUGAUAGAAGCCGGUAAGCAGACGGCCACAUUGGCAGACACUCUUGGUGAUGUUGUGUACCCAGUAAAGCUGUUCACCAUUCAGACACCUUCUCCGCGUAUUCCGCCUGAGGAAUUCCAGACAUCUGACCCCGACGCCAUGGAUCCAUAUCCGGAUUCCGCAGUACGUGUUAAGAUGUCGUGUGGACAUGCAACGACUCCCGACAAUUUAUAUGGAUAUUGAAGAAACAUAAUAAAUACCCGGGAACUGGCUUUCGUGUGUCCAGUGGUGCGCUGUGGAAGAGAAUGGGGCUUCGUGGAGAUUCACCUGAAAGCUUGUCUCACUUCCGAUGAACGCAAUCUGUUUGAGCAUCUGCUUUCAAACGUCUUUUUGGAGGAGCGAGAAAAUGUGCACAAAUGCCCCUCAUGCUUUGAAUAUAUUGAAGACGAAUCGAAAAGGAGGAAAUGGUUUGCGUGCAUUUAUUGUCAAAGAGAAAAUAGGAAAUCCAAGUAUUGUAACACUUGUCUCUAAGUAUGGAAAGGAAGAGAUGAUGCUGCUAACUGUUCAAGGAAACAGUGUCGCCAAAGCCGAAAGAGAAUAAUAACAAUAUUGAAGGAGUGUAAGUGGAAAGAGAUAGAUGGCGCUAGGUGUCCUUCUACGCGGGCAUGCCCUUCGUGUCACUUCAUGAUCCACCAUGACAGCAACUGUAAACGCAUGAAGUGCUCUAGGUGUAAAACAGACUUUUGUUUUAUCUGCCUGGCGAUCAAACCCAAACAUUCGGACUAUUAUGAGGGAUGCAAUGGUGUUUUUGAAAAAUGUGAUGUUGCUCCAAUCCAGGACACAACAAAAUGUUGAUGGUUCUUGGCGACUAGAGAACAGUAUGCAGUUUUGAGUGGAUAUAGUGGUGAACGAGGCCGGUAGGUCAUAUUUUUGAACACAUUGAAAACAUAUUACUGUGUAAAAUACCUACACUGUGCUGUAUUCGUACAAGAGAAAUGUCUCGUUUGUGGUUUUGGAUUUAACAGUACAAUAUAUUUGCCACUUGCAGCCCAUUCAACAUCCAAUAAACAUGCAAGAACUUAAUGUUGUUUUUGUUAGAGUCGGGGCGGGGCUUAAGAAAUCGUGUUAAAAUUCUACUUUUGAAGAAUAAAAU
Mizuhopecten yessoensis (Yesso scallop) is the source of this 3523-nucleotide messenger RNA. RefSeq lists its product as uncharacterized. NCBI's taxonomy places the organism in Eukaryota, Metazoa, Mollusca, Bivalvia, Pectinida, Pectinidae. The transcript is spliced from 3 exons. The coding region runs from base 1180 to 2613 and encodes 477 amino acids. The record is from RefSeq and is a predicted model, not a curated record.